AUGCAGGUCCCUCUCAUCCGUCUGCAGUGCGGCGUCAACUCGUACGAAUGGGGCAAAAAGGGGAGCGAGUCCGCCGCCGCCAGAUUCGCCGCUGCCACGCCCUCAGACAAUCUGUCCAUCCAGGCCGACAAGCCCUACGCCGAGCUGUGGAUGGGCACUCACCCCUCCAACCCCUCCAAAGACCUCACCACCGGCCGAACCCUCCUCGAUCUCUGCGCCGAGAACCAGCUCCUCCUCUCCCAGCCCGUCGCUUCCAGAUAUGGCUCCAAGCUGCCCUUCCUCUUCAAGGUCUUGUCCAUCAACAAGGCCCUCUCCAUCCAGGCCCAUCCCAACAAGAAGCUCGCCGAGCAGCUCCACGCCCGGGACUCCAAAAACUACCCCGACGACAACCACAAGCCCGAGAUGGCCAUUGCAAUCACCCCCUUUGAGGGACUCUGCGGAUUUAGGCCUCUGGGAGAGAUUGCCCACUUCCUGGAGACGGUGAAGCCGUUGAGGGCUCUGGUCGGAGAGAGCGAGGCGUCCCAGUUCGUGGAGGCUGCCAAGCAAGAGGGUGGCGACGAGGCGGCCAAGAAGAAGGCGCUGCAGGCGGCGUUUGGAGGAUUGAUGUCGUCCUCUCCCGAAGACAUUGACAGAGAAACCGCCAGCCUCGUUGCGCUCGCCGAGUCUGGGGGCGCCGACUUCGCUGCCGGUGGUGUGUCAUCCACAAAGGGCGCCGUCCUCGCCGAGCUUGUCACUCGCCUCAACGGCCAGUUUGGCUCCGACAUUGGCAUCUUCGUCCUCUUCUUCCUCAACUUUGUCACGCUACAACCCGGCGAGGCGCUGUUCCUCGUCGCCGACGACAUCCACGCCUAUGUCUCCGGUGACAUUAUCGAAUGCAUGGCAGCGUCCGACAAUGUCGUCCGUGCUGGUCUUACACCCAAGUUCAAGGACGUACCCACCCUGGUCGACAUGCUCACCUACAACUAUGCGCCCAUCGACGAGCAAAAGAUGACUCCUACCGAAUAUCCCUAUGCGACGCUGAACCGAACCGCCUACAGCUCCGGGUCUUCAGUCUUGCUGUACGAUCCUCCGAUUGAGGAGUUUAGCGUUGUGCGCAGUCUGCUUCGCGGAGAGGGAGCCAAGGCCACCUUCGACCCCUUGGAGGGCCCCAGCAUCGUCAUCUGCACCGGUGGCAAGGGCACAAUCGCCGUGGGACCGACAAAACAGGAGAUUCAGGAGGGUUACGUGUUUUUCGUCGGAUCUACCGCGGAAUUGGUGCUGGAAUCCGCAGUCGGGCAGGACGAGGAGUUUACCACGUUCAAGGCGUUCUGCGAGAUUGACGCAUCCGGAAAGUAG
Molecule: messenger RNA, 1335 nt
Organism: Trichoderma aggressivum f. europaeum
Lineage: Eukaryota; Fungi; Ascomycota; Sordariomycetes; Hypocreales; Hypocreaceae
Exons: 2
Coding region: 1-1335 (444 amino acids)
Biological process (GO): GDP-mannose biosynthetic process; carbohydrate metabolic process
Cellular component (GO): cytosol
Molecular function (GO): zinc ion binding; mannose-6-phosphate isomerase activity
Source: RefSeq, a predicted model, not a curated record